GGUUAUUACAAAACAAAAUAUACGAUUAACAGAAUCAUAGCAAAUAUUAAACACGGCAGAAGUUUGCUUUCAUUAUGUUUGCAUAGUCAGUCAUAAACAAUUUUCUGAGAUGUUGUAAUUAUGGAAUUUUAAAAAUUAAGAUAUCUAAUCUCAGUUUUCCGACAUUGAUGCAGUCAUUGAUACAAUUAAUUUCUUUAAGGCCAUGCGUUUUCCCGGUACGGAUACACAGCUCUUGCAGGCAUGCAAAUCAAACGUGCUACAUGCUGUUUUGAUAUCAUAACGUAGUUCGAUUGCUCCCUGAUAUAUGCGAUGAAACGCUUCAAGGAAUUCCACUUUGUGAGAUAAAUAUGCCCUCAUAAACACACGCGUGUGUGAGUUACACGACAUGCACUCGAAACAGCGUUGCGAUGAUAAGCGACGGCCGUAGGAAACUCACGAGAGAGAUAGAGAUAGAUAAAUAGAGAGAGAGAGAGAGAGAGAGAGAGAGAGAGAGAGAAAGAGAAACAGAAAAGUAUUUAAUAUAUUAAGAUAUUUUGCACCAAAUAUUUUUAUUUUAACAAAUUCCAUAAUAUUGCUUACCUCACUUCACCAAUUUCUUUUAUAUUAAUAUAAAUAUUGUAAGGGGGGAAUGAGAGAUAUAGAUAAUAUACAGCGUAAUAUAUAGAAAAACAAAAUGGCAAAUGGCACUGGUUGUAAAAAUAAAACAAAAUUAACUUUUUUUGAUAAAUAUACCAGCUUUGGUCGCAAUAGCAACAAGCGACUUGGCAAGAUGACUUGAAGCAAGAUGACUUUGCGUCGAUUUGCUGUCAUAUAUAAUAGCGUUUUCCCUUCAUAGCUUAAUUCAAAUGCCAUGAAUACUGUAGCAAUCUCAUGUGACUGUUUAUUCCGAUAAUAGCUUAUAAUAAAACACUCUUUUUUGAUCCCACUAAAUAUACGAGAGAACUUUAUGAUCCUUGUAAUAAAUGCUCGCGUUUUUCUAUAUAGAAAUUUGGACAAGGAUCUGGUCACUUCUUUUCAUUUAUUGCUAGAAUCUGACAAGAAAAUCCCGUCUGAAUCCGGCUUGAAAACGUCCGAUUUUUAAUAGAGAUUCCGGGCAGAUAAACUGACAGGAAUCCAAUCAGACUUACUAACCAGAUAUGGUUUCCUGGUCGAUGUUUAUAUUAUUAUUUUAAACUAUAGUGGAAGAAAGAGAAAUCUAAAUUAAAAUGUUUUCUAUUAUUAUAUUUACAUAUUUUUAUAAUGUAAAAACACAUUAUUCACAUGAAGCUUUAAAUUGCCACAAGAAAUUCAUAUAAUAAUCAUUUAACUUAGAUAUAGAAAAAACAACUAUUCAUAAAAUACAUUUCAAUGUAGAAUUAAAAAAAUAUUACGUAUACUUAAGCUUUGUUCAACCGGAAAUGAUUUGUUGAUUCAAUAUUGUCAACGUCGAAAUAAUAUCGGAAUAAUGUUCUGGUAAAACUGAAUUUGCGUGUAAGAAUAAUGAUGACGAAAAGAAAACUGGCACAAAAGAAUAGAGAGAGUUAAACUUGUGCUUCUCAGAGCACAGUUUCACUAAUUAUAAUAAAACUAUCGCGUUUUUUCAGGUUAACACACUCUACUAAUUAUAUAAGUGAAUGCUGCACAUGGAAUUCGUAUGAUCAACCUCAUCCAACAUAAUUUUUCUCGGUUAGACGAUACUAGCGCCAGCAUGAACCUGGAGAUUUCCAACUGGAAAUCCUGGAUUUGAAUGCUCAGACAUUUAUUAUCUUACUAAAUAUCUAAAUUCCUUGUCAUGAAGUUAUGAGAAAGAUCUACACUUUUCUAUAAAUUAACUAAAAUCAAGUUCUAAGUUAGGGAAACAGGUUGAAAUCCUUUUAGUUUUUCUUUAAUGGGGAAAUUCCAUCGAAAUCCAACAAUAAAUGGAGAAAAAAUAAGGGUUGUCUCUACACGAGUUGUGGAUAUUAAUAGUUAAUCGAGAUCAACACAUGACUUCCUGUGUUUAGGAUUGUUAAAAUAGAUCUGUUUUUCAUUUUCCAUAAAUAUUCGUCACAAAAAACUUUUUUGUGCCUGGCAAGCAAGAAACUAAAGCCGGUUCGCAGUCGUGUUUACAAAUAUUUCAUGAAGAAGUUAUUUUUUUUUCUUCUAGAUCUUUUUCAUUACUAUCAAAUGCUAGAAUACUGUUAAUUCAUCAACUUCAAGCUAUUCUUUAAGCUCUUUUAAUGUUUGAGCCGUGUUUUUAUUGAGCAAUGAUUCCAAUUCGUUGUUCUCCAUCUCAUUUGGACGAUCAGAACGUAACUUGUCGUUGAUAUCGUAAUCAAUACAUCUAAACUUUUUAAACCACUUCUUAUAGAGAGCAGCGGGCACAAUAUUCUCUCCAUAGAUCUCACAAAUCAGUUUUUCAGUUUUGCAGCAGUUUCAUCUGCAAUUAAAGUGGUAAAGCAUGCAGUGGCGAAGAUAACCUUUCUUCAGUUCCAUUUUCAAUUGCGUUAAAUAUAAUGUUAUGCUUAAAACUAUAAACUGUCAACCAGGACUGGGUAAAAUGCUUCUCAAAUUACAUUUAAAAUACCAAAUGUAAAAAUGUAAAAUACUUUAAAAAUUGUAUUUAAAAUACAAAAUAUAAAACGGUUUUUUCGAAUCCAUUUUAAAUAUAAAUUUGGUAAAUAGAUAUUUUAAAUGGUUUUCAAAUGCAAAAUGGUUUUUCUUAGUAUAUAUAGUUUAUUUAUAUAUUUUAUAAUUUUAUUUGAGGAGCAUACCGUUUAAUUUGAACAAUAAUUGUUUUUCAAAUGUAUCAUCGUGCAUGUUUCAAUGAUUGAGGUUCAUAAUCAUACCUCUAUAUGAAAAUAAUCGUUCUACUGACGUAGAUGACGGAGAGAGAAGCGCAGUAUUAUAUUUUAUAAAAAUUUCUUGAAUUGUAGGAAAUGCAAUAAGCGAGUCCAAACAUGUAUCCUCAUUUUGCAAAUACUGCAAACAUUGCAGUUUAAUCAUAUUUUUAAUAGAGGUAUUUGCAACACUUUCAUCCGAAGAUGACCUCUUUCAAAGGCAAUGAAGCUUUCACAGCGUAGUACUUCGGAUACAUUCGUCGAUUCAUUUGGAGAUUUUGACACACAGGUUAGUAAAGAUUCAGCUUCAUUAACAAGCAAUUCUUUGAUAUUAUUUCUUUUUUUUUUUAGUAUUCAUUAUAACUUAAAGAACGGAUAGCUAACAGCUGCUAAAAUAGCAUCGUUUACUCGAUAAGAAAAAUCGAAGUAAUCUUUUAUUUAAGCCUUCCAGCAGCACGACUAUUAAUUUUUCACAAUAUUUUAAAUGGCGGAAUUGUAGUUUUUGCAACUUUUUUAACCUUAUAACCUCAGAUUUAAUGCAGCUAGACUACAUUUUUUGUUAUAUCUGCGUUUCCUCGUUAUUUUAACUCGGAGAAAUCAUACGCAGAUAGAACUAUAAUAUUGAUUCAAGAUUGAUUCGACGUCGAAAUGAUCGAUGAGCCGUUGAAUCAAUGUUAAUUCAACCUUCAUCGGCAUCGAAUUAACCUUGAAACAACAUGUAGUUCUGAUUAGAUAUUUACUCAUCAAACUAUUUUUCAAGUUUUUCUUGUAUUUUUUAAUAUGCAGGAUUUUAAUGGUUUUAAACUUUGAGAAUAUAUAAAGAUAUUCAAGAGAAAUGAGAAAAAAAUCGCAAUUAUAAAUUCACAAUCUUUUUCAUCCGAGUUCUUUUAUGCAAAAAAGGGGUUUAUGUAAUGUUUUUUGGUGUUAUAUGGGCCAUUCACGAAAUUGUUGUUCAUUUCUUGUUGUCCAUCGAAAGUUAAACAAGGAUAAUUAAUGUUCGCGAACAUUAAGUUCAACGUGGCUAUAGAAGAAAUUGUGUUUUGGUCAAUCACAGAACAUGGUUUCUCUUAUGCGUCAAUGACGUUAGUGGAAAUUUGUGAGCGUUUAGAAAAACCAUUUACCUAUUUUAAAAAUGAUUAAAUGUAUAAAUAUUUUCAUUUCAAAUUUAAAUUGAAAAUGGUUUUCUAAAAAGUAUUUAAAAGAAAAAAUGCAAAAUGCCAUUUCCAUUUUAAAUAUAUUUAGAAUGGAACUAUUUCAAAUGUUACUCUGCUAUCAACUUAUUAAUUCUAAUAAUUCUGAUCGAGUAUAGCCAAUAUUUAAAAACUAAAAAGCAACUUAAAGGAAAACAAUUCCUAAAUUGUUACUACAGCCAUUUGUUUGUUAUCUUACAAACUUUUAUAAGUACUUAAUAACAUUAAAUCAAUUGAAGUGACUAAUUUUAAACAGAAUAAAUGAUAUGCUAACACUUUAACAAACAAUUUUCAGUUAAAAAAAAGUAAUAAAAUUUCAAAUAAGAAAUGUAAAUAUAUACUUUUAUUAUUGUAAACAAAUUUACCUGAUUACUUUAAUCAGAAUGCAAGUAACCAAAUUUGUCUGGUUACCUUAACCAAAAUUAUGGUUCAUUUCUCUCAAAACAAUUCAAUUGAUGUAUUCUGAAUUCAGAUUAAUUGUACCAAUUUUUUCCGUGUGUUAAUAUAAAAAAUAUUAAUGAGAUGUACUUCUUUUUUAAUAUUUAUCAUCGGCUUAAGGAAUCAAAGUGAGAAACUUUUAUACGCGAACAGCGAAUUUCAAAAAUUAAUGUUUGUUAUUAAAAUGGUACAAAGAAUAAAAAUGAUAUAGUUACAACAUCGAGGACGUUACACUUGUUCAUCGCGCAUCGGUAAUCGAUCACUCGUUAUUGGAACGUCAUCAUUGUCGUUACUUUCGAUGAAUAAAACUAAGUGGAGAGUUUGAUUUCGAUUCGUAGGUAGAUUUUCGAUGAUAGGCACGAUGCGUCCGUCCAUGCGACGCUACGCGUCACGUCCUUGAUGGGUGGCUCACACUCGUUCUCGCCGGAGGGGUGGUUUUCCAACAGCGCCCGCGCAUCCCCCUUGCCGCGAAGCAUCGCGGCGGCGGCGUAGGUGGCUGCGUUCGAAAUGUCGGCCGAGGAGAGCCGCGCUCUCCUCGGAUUCUCCCUUCAGUGUGACGCGCGACCUAACGCCGGUAGGACCGACGCCGCCCUCGCCCCCGUGUGAAGCUAAACGCAACCCGCAGAACAGCCACGCGAAAGACCGAAAGCUCGGAGGGAUCGAACAGAUUGAGAAUCGCCUUGACGGCAGUGAAGGUUGAAGCGAGCCGACGAAUAAUCGACGAGAGGAUCAAGGAGAGAUUGUAUUCGAGCGAUACUAAACAAGGCUUUCUUCUUGUCAGAAAAAAAGAAAGAGAGGGAGGGUGCAGGAAAGAUCGACAAGGAAAAGGGAACCACCACCUAAGAAGGAAAUUGACGAGGAAAGACUUCCGCGGCUGAGAAUAGUCUGUGGUUCAGUCUCGAUUUACGGAAGGGAGCAGUGCCGGGAAAGCGAAGCUCAAGACGAGGUCGAAUAUCGCGAUGUAAGCCGAGAAUAACCCCUUCGUCACGGACGGGAUGCGAGACGAUCGAGGAUCAGAUCGAUUGCGAAGAGUGAGUAAGCUCAUGGCGAGAAGUAACACCGAAGGAUAAAGGACGCGCACAAACACAGGAAUGCGCGAAGCGAUUGUUCCGAGAAUAAGAACCGAGGCAGUUCGAGAAAUAUAGAGAAACGAAAUCUGAGAAGAUAGCAAGUCCUGUCGCAACAGAAAUUUGCAGUACGAAACAUUCGGCAUGACGUCAUCGUCCAUAAAAGUAGAAGAUGCCGGGAAUUACAGCGGGCUGCCGUCGCAAAUUGAAAAAUGCGCUUUCGUGCCGCGAGGCGGGCACGAGUAGUCGACGAGUGAGGUAAUCGCGGAGCAGAGCGGAUAAUCGACGAGUAACAUCACGCGAUCGCGGCGAGUAAAUGAUAAUUGCCGUCGUAGCCGAGCAUUCGAUCGACUUCUCGACAAGCAAAUCCGAAGAAUCGCGUCGAGCUCCUUCCGCGACUUGGCACACCAAUCGAUCGCGCAAAGGAUAACGGCUAUCGUAGCGAGGACCCUUCAGAUAUCCUUGGUAAGACCGAUUCGCGGCUUAUACGCCAUUAGCAAGCUCAAAAGUGACGACGACGACGACGGCAGCGGCGACUUGCUUGCUGCAGCCACUCGGAUCCCAACGCAAACCUCAACGACGCAUCUAAUUGCUGAAAUCAGAAAACCAGAUUUCUUUAAAGCUCGCGCUCUCACGUUGACAACAAUCUCGCUCCGUCCUGGAAAAAAGACAAAUAUAAGAUCUUUAUAUUAGUCAAUACGAUGAAAGAGCUGAAGCACAAAAUUUUGUAAAAUCAUUUAAUACGAGGAGAGUAUAAAUGCAGCACGAAACAAUCUUACCUGUUAUUCAAUAAACGACAAAUUAGCUUUCCUUUGUUAUCACGACAUAUCAUUUCUGAAAUCAUUUCUCGUAGAAAAAGAGAAACAUUUGGACAAAAGGCAUUUGGACAAGAAGAAAAUCACAAAAGCUCGCGAUGCCGCGCGCUUAAUGGAUGGAGCGCUUUUCAGUCCGCUUUGAUAUCGCGCUUCGCUUCGGGCGUACAAUUUCUAAACGGACUCAACGAGUACGACGAAUUUCUUUCGUGGAUUUUUUCCGACUGAUCCAUCGACGAACUCAGCGGAGAGAGCUCCAAUUAAAGUUACAAACAGUCGAUUCGGCCGUGCGUGUCGACCCGCACGGCAAAGUCUCCUACGUGAGGAGACGUGGGACGCGGGGCGAAAUCAAGGAUACCACUAAUCCGGAUCCCGUUGGAAUUUUCGAUAACGUCAUACACAACGUAAUCCGGCAUGCCCGGGCGAAGUAAUUUAAGCAACGGGCCUCUCUCUCUCUCUCUUUCUCCUUCUCGGUGAUCUCCGCGCGUUUCUAAGUGGAUCCCGUUGAGAUUAAUGCGAACACGAGUUCAUCGAGCUGUAGUGGAAUCGGUGCUCGAAUUCUGCGCGUAAUUUCUAAUAAUAACGAUCCCGGCUUCACGAAUUCCCGCUCGGAAACGUGUGCGUGAGAAUGACAAGAUGCAAACGAAUCUGUGUGCUAUAUCGCACUAAUUGAAUUGAUCAUUUAUUCAUAACGAUAACAUAAUCUUCAAAUAUCGGAAUUUUCACCAAAAAAGCCAGGGAUGUUAUCAACUGGUUUGGAGUGUCACGAACAAGUGCUUCAGAAUUAAAUCGGAAGGAAUGUCAUAACAAGACCGGCGUGAUUCCAGGCAUUCCUCCUGCAUUUCCUUCGAUCAUUUAUCACAUAAGCUCCAAUAAGCUUCGGGCUUAUGUAAUACAUAGAUGAGAAGCUCAGAGUUGAGGUAAUCCAGGCGACAAACAGGUGUUACCAUUGAAUAUCGCGGAGCAGUUCGACACGAUACGUGGUCGACGACGACGAGGACGUACUUAAAUAUCCGUUGGAAUCUUGUCCCUGAGGAAUACAUAUAUACGUGAAGCAGCAACCGAGAUUCUCGACGAGUGGAUAACCUACAGAAUCGAUCCAGCCGCGAUCACGAUACCAGCGUGACCAUCCGCCACGUACGCCUGAUGUAACCUUCCAUUUGAGGCGGAACGUGACUUCUCAUAAGAACAAGUAUAAAGAAUAUGUCCUAGAAGUAGCAGCGAAGCUCUGACCGUAAUCUCCGAGACGUGAACUUCGACGUGCAAAAUGGAAAAUUUCGACAACGAACGUUUGUUCAACGUUGUUUUCCGAGGAUAUCCCGCUCAAUAAUAUUCGAUGGGCAGAGUAAUAACUAUGUUAUUAUAAAUAUUUGUCAGCGAGAUUCCAUAUAAAAUCCGCGUGGCAAAAAAACUGAUUUUUCUCUCUUUUUCCCUCUCUCUCUCUCUCUCUCUCUCUCUCUCUCUCUCUCUCUUUCUCUCUCUCUCUCUCUCUCGCGGUCUAAGCACCAACUCGGGAACACUCUCCGCCUCGGCGAUUGCGACUUCCCAGCGGCUAUUUCGGCUAAACCGGAUCUCGCGGUAGCGACGCACUGCAAAAGAAGCGAAAAGCAAAGAAAACGGAUCGAAAACGUUGGUCGAGAGGAAUUCCACGUUUCCGCUACCUGCACUAGUAGGAAUACCGUAAUCUUCAAGGCCCACAGCACGUAUCCGUUUUGCUACGACAAAUCGACAUACGAAGUCGAGUCGUUGGGAAGUAUCAUAUACUAUCGUGCGUCACAAUCAGCUUAACAAUUGUUAGAUGCUGCAAAGCAUCAAAUAUCACAGCAAAAAGUAUACUGGUUGCAUGUUUUCACGAGAUGAAUAGAAUUAUUGUAAUUCCUUGCAACGAACUCACGUAAAUAUGAGGGCAUAAGUGAAAGACAAAAGCUAGCAAGAACGAUGCUCCAUUGAGCGGAAACUUCGCGGGAAACCGGCGGCAGCAAAUUUUAAUCGAAGCUCAGGAAGUACAUGAAUAAUUUGAGUCGCCUGACACACCGCACGUCAAGUCGCGACAAAUAUAUCGGUUUUUUCGCGUUUCUCUCGUGCAGCGAGGCUGAAAGAGUUGUAAAAUUUACGACCGCAGAAAGAGUAAAACAGCUAUUGGAAAGAAUCCACUCUGAGAGACGUGCGAUUUUAAUGAUCGCGCGCAAGGUGUAAAGCAUAGCGCGCAUAACCGACAGGGACAAAUCCGCACGGCAUCCGCAUUUUCGCUUCCCCGAAUAAACGCAUAUUACCGUAAAGGAAAGGAUAAAAUUGAAAAGAGAGAAUCGAUUGGUCGAAAAAAGAAAAGCAAAAGAAGAGUCAGUCGUCGAGAAGUCAUCGCGAUCUCUUGGGAACAGUGUCCAUACAAGCCCUAGAGUGGAAACGCCGGGUGAACGCGCCGAAGAGGACCCGUCGACCCGGAAGACCGGUCUACGUGGUCUUGUACGUCGACUGAGCAGCGGCGGUGCGGUCGGACGUCGCACGAUUGGCACGUACGGCCGCGGUGGGAGCAGCGGCCCCAGCGGGCCCAGUGGCGGCGGCGGCGGAGGCGGCGGCGGUGACGGUAGUGAUAACACAAUUCCCAUCAGCUGCUUUGCGACUGGACAGCGGCCGAUAGUGGUGGCCGGCAACACCACGGUGUCCGCAUCCGGGGUCUCGGGCCGCGGCACCCUCAGUCGACGUUCCAGCCGCGACCUAAGUCCCUCAAAGUCGUCGUCGUCGUCGUUGUCGUCGUCAGCGGCGGCGGCGGCGGCGGCGGCGGCGGCGGCGGCGGCUGCAGCGGCGGCAGCGGACCAAGAUGCGGCCAGUUACGGGGGCGGGGGUGGUGCCGGUACCGUAUCGUCCGGUGGUACCGGCACAACCGGCCAGGAUUGGCGAAAACUAGUCGGCAGCAUACGGCGCAAGGUGCGCCGCAAGACCGCCCAGAGCAGCUCGAGCAUUUCCGAAGCUGCUCUGCAGGAGACCAACCGCAAUCCUGAUGACUUUCUCAAUGCCACCAUGAGAAUCUUCCUGGUGGUGUCGCCGCCGAUGGGUCGCGUUCAGGUACGUUCAAGUUCCUUGACCUCGCUGGACGCCUUGGGCAGCAGCAUGCUGGACACGGGGGAGCACCAUCUGGGAAGUGGUCCCUCGCAGCAGCAAUCCCAUCACCUGCACCACCAUCAGCAACCCCAUCAACUGCAACACCACCCCCACAAUGUCAUCGAGUGCAGUCCUCGAUUUCUUGUGCCGAACGCGACGCCCGCCGAGGGUGCACAUUCUAAUCGUACCAGGCAUAAACUCUCGCGGUCUCAAGUGUCCAGUAGUGAGUAUUUCAGCGUCAGCUUCGAAGUAGGCGACGACGCAGCUUCCUUCGAUCGCGAGGAGUUUCUGCCAGCCACGAAGGGGACUUAUCUAGCGGAUGUGCUGAGCACUACCUGCGAACGUCGCGGUGUCGAUCUGUCGCGCAUCGACGUUCUGGACAGUUUUUCGACGCCGCUACCUCUGCUGACGACAGAUACCUCCAUUCUUGGUGGGAAACAACUACGAAUAAUCGUUAAAGAUGAAAAAACGAACUCUCGGACGCCGAAUCAAAGAGGUAGUCAGAACGUGUCGUUGCGAAAAACCAGUGGGAGUUAUCGGGGUCGAAGCGGCCGUUUCUUCAGCGUCUCCACCGAAGACUCGAGCGUCGACUCCGAGGUAGGCACUUGCACGACACUUGCUUCUGGCCGGAGUUCCGCUGGGGCUGCGGGACUUAAAGCCAGCAAGCAACGUUGGAGCGGAUUCUUUACUAAUACCAAGGGUACUAAAAUGGACCUUCUAACUGCCCAACUUGACGAGUACAACAAACACGGCGUACCGAAGUUCACGGACAUUUCGUUACACUGUGACCUAGCGAUCAACGAAGAAGAAGCGCUGUAUAGUUUAGAAGACGACUGGCGUGACAUCGUAGAGAAUUCCGAUCAACUCUCGGAGAAGCAGCAACAGCAACAAACCGCUCUGUGGGAGUUAACGCAGACUGAAGUAGCUUAUAUUAAAACAUUAAAGGUCGUAACCGACCUCUUUAUGGCGUGCCUGUACGACCUGCAGGCCUCGAAUAUCCUGAACGAGGUCGACAGGUCGAAACUCUUCAGUAAUAUACCUAAUAUCUACGCCGCUAAUCGCUACUUCUGGACGGAGCAUCUGCUCGUGAUGUUGCACGCAUCGAGAUCGAGCGGGCAGCCUCUCGAUCCCGGCCAUCUUCUGCAGGGGUUCGAAACUUUCGAGCAAACGUUUGCACCUUACACGAGAUACUGUGCCGAGCAAAGCAAGUGUCAGCAAUAUUGUCGGGACCGACUGAACGAUAACCAGCUUUUCACGGCGUAUUUAGUGUGGUGCGAAACACAAAAGGAGUGCAACCGAUUAAAACUUCUGGACAUACUCGUAAAGCCGAUGCAGAGACUAACAAAGUACUCGCUCCUCCUGAAAGCCAUUCACAAGAAUACUGAGAACGACAAUCAACGAGUGGAAUUGACCCAGAUGAUCAAGUCAGUGGACGAUUUUGUGGCGUCUGUGAACGCGGCUCUAAAGAGAAGCGAAGAAACCGCGCGACUAGCCAGCGCGGCCUCGCGUCUCGAAAACUAUGAUGUCGUGGAGUCUAGAGACGAGGAAUUGGAGAAGCUAAUCAAAAUACACAGCAGUCUCGAUAUUACUACAGCGCCAAUACCAGGCUGCCCGAAGGACACCCUCAGAACUCUGUUACGAGAGGGAGACUUAAAGUUAAAAGAUGCCGCCACUAGUAAGAUGGAGGUGCACGUAUUAUUAUUGACAGACAUGCUACUGAUCUGUAAACCUUCAACAAAGAAAACGUCGUCGAGCGGCAUGGUAGGAGGCGCCGGGUGCGGUUUGAAGAUCGUUAGGCAGCCGUACGUCAUCGACCGCAUACGAAUCUACGAGCUCAAAGAAUCGUCUAGUCUAGGAUUGGUUUAUCUUAAUGAAUACGGAGCGGCCUCAGCCGCUUUGAUUCUCAGCACUGGAGAACCGAAACUAGCUAAGUCGUGGAUGGAGUCCCUAAGAAAGGCUCAACAGCAAUUCGCAUUGAUGAAAGUGCCGCCGCUCAACGAAUCUCUGAUGAACCUGACGACCGUUAGCAGACAACCGAGUACGUUCUUAGGUGACGGCGAUUACGAAACGGAGGAAUGCGAGGGUAUGCCGAGAACUCCACGAGGUAGCAGUAGAGCGUCGCGCGUUAGCAGUCUUGCUCAUAGUCACAGCGGCAGCAUGGAAAUGGAAGGAGUGUCUCCGGUAAGUAGUAGCUUUGUGCCAAGCUACAACCCAAGCAGAAACGUCAGCGUGGACACGAACGAACCGCCACGAGCGUCGAGUGUAUCGUCAGAAGAAGGCGGCGAAUGCAGCUCCGGGCACAAUCAUCGGCCCUUGCAGAUAAGGCGCUCGUUAUUGAGUAAAUCGCCGACACCGAACACCUUGUGCGUGCAAGUGCCAGCGUACUCGAGUCUGGGUCAAUCGCUACCUAACCUCACGCUGGCCACCUCACCGCAAACCUCCACCGUGUCGCCCACGCCGCCGAAUUCGUUACUCAUUGUGCCGCAGAUUACGAAGAGCAAGGAUACCCUACUUUCGCCAGGACACCGAGGUAGUAUAUCGUACCCGCCGCCAUCACCACCACGAGGCGCUCUCAGAAGGGCGUUUGCUUUACCGCAGUCUCGGAAUCCGCCCUUGAUCAAGACGAGGCACGUAAACGCAUCCGUGAUGCAAACGGUGCAGCCGAUCAUGAGCUUCGAGACUGAAGCUGUUGAAGAGAGACGGAAAAAACUGGAACUUUCGCAAAGAAUGUCGUCCACGAGCAGUAUUGUUGAAGAAAAGAAAUGAUAUGAAUCAAACAAGAAGAACCUCCCAAACAUUUGAAUUGAUCUGGAUAGCCGCCGACAUGGGUGUACGUGAUACGUAAUGUUUAAGAACAAGAUGUCACUUCUCGCUGACUAUGUGUAAGUGCUGCACACACUUUCACACAGGAAAACCGAGGAACAAUGACCUCUUCGAGGACUGAUUGUCUCGUACUCUUUGGAAGCCUACAAAACGAGUCAAGCAAUUUUACAAUCGAUUGGGGCCAUUCGAAAUCAACGUGAAGUUUGUACCACGACCGUACCACUACUUUAUCUCGUUAGCUUUGUAAUUUCUUGUAGAGAAUCUCUUUUUGUAACACUUAUCCACGCGGUAAUAAACAAAGCCACGUGCAAUAUUAAACAUAGACAAUUUAGACUCUUAAGCGAAACGAACAGAAAGGCCUACUUAGCGUAAUUACAUUAAGAUUACAUAGCGGGAACUUUAGAACUUAACAAUUUUAAUAGUUGGAGUACAUAAGCCUCUAACGAUUUUACCUAAAAAGAUUCAGUAACUAUACUUGUGAAAAUCUACGAGCAAGACAAGUUGUAAUAGACCUUGAAGUUUCUUGUGUCAAUUCUUGAUGAAACGUGCUUGGAUAAGCAGUCUUCUCAAACACGCGCGAAAAGAAGAGGGACACAAGAAGAAUAGGGAUGCUUACUUUAAGUACAAAUCC
Messenger RNA from Odontomachus brunneus, 12858 nucleotides. Its product is annotated as pleckstrin homology domain-containing family G member 5. The transcript is spliced from 18 exons. Gene Ontology annotation, biological process: endothelial cell migration; Rho protein signal transduction. Bases 9324 to 12170 code for a protein of 948 amino acids. Gene Ontology annotation, cellular component: axon; plasma membrane; endocytic vesicle. Gene Ontology annotation, molecular function: guanyl-nucleotide exchange factor activity. The record is from RefSeq and is a predicted model, not a curated record. Lineage: Eukaryota; Metazoa; Arthropoda; Insecta; Hymenoptera; Formicidae.